AUGGAGCAACGCCCGAUCAAGAUCUUCCCCCGCAGGAAGCAAGGUCAGCCCUCCCGAGGCCCCGACGUCUACCUCACCCACGACCGCCUCGCCUCCUUCUUCCACAUGCGCCAGAAAGACGCUGCCGAGAAGCUGGGGAUCUCGCUGUCGGCGAUGAGGAGCGCCUGCCGGCGUCUGGGGAUCGAGCGAUGGCCAUACAGCAAGAGCGAGCGGGAGGAAGAGGAAGGAGGCAGCAAGGAUGGCGACGAAGAAGACCAAGAGGAGGGAGAGAUCCCUGGAUCAGAGCCUGACAGGAUGCCUGUAGAGCAAGUCGCUGAUGCUAUGGCAACUUCGAGUGAGGGUUCUCCUGUCAUGGAGGACGCAACAACUGCAGCUGCUUCUGGAAGCUCCAGUGAUCCAAUCAUGUGGGGAGGCCAAGACGAGGUUCCUACGCCUGAGGUGCUGCCCCGGCCGCCGUCGGAAGCCUUCAUGAAAUGGUAUGCGAGCGUUCCUAACGAGUCUGAGGAUGUCUAG
Molecule: messenger RNA, 513 nt
Organism: Guillardia theta CCMP2712
Lineage: Eukaryota; Cryptophyceae; Pyrenomonadales; Geminigeraceae
Exons: 2
Coding region: 1-513 (170 amino acids)
Source: RefSeq, a predicted model, not a curated record